Molecule: messenger RNA, 1930 nt
Organism: Nicotiana tabacum (common tobacco)
Lineage: Eukaryota; Viridiplantae; Streptophyta; Magnoliopsida; Solanales; Solanaceae
Source: RefSeq, a predicted model, not a curated record
AUGUCCUUAAGAAAGCAAUUGCACCAGAAUCAAGUGCAAACAGUAUACCAUCCAAUUGCAAAGACUUUCCUAUUGAGAGCGAUUAUUCUGAUCCUUGAUAUGGAUUUGAGCUCAAAUGGCCAGGAUCUGUGUUCUAGUAAGAGAGUCAUGAAUUACCAAUUUGAAGAGUGUAAGAGGACAAUUAUCAGGAUGAAGGAGGCUGCUGUUGCUUUUACACAAAUAGCUACUGCUGCUCAAGGAGCAUUAGCUGUUUUGCAUGGCCGUCGCUCGAAGUUUUACUGGGAAGAGCGACCGAAGAUAUUAAAAUUGACAUUGACUUGGGCAGAGAAGGUCUUGAUGCUAAAAUUUCGCAGCAGCAGCCUUUCCAAUGGAAUUGUCAAGGUGCAAGCGAGGUGGCUGGACACCACCAGUCAGAAAAGGAAAAGUUCUCAGGGAUUUUUGUAUCCUGCUGCUUACAUUGCAGAGCGGUUUCUCACUGCUAGGCCAUACUUUUAUAACUUCCUCCUUUUUCUCCAGAAUCUCGUUUUGGCAAUCCAUUCAUGCAAGCUCGGUCGGGGAAAUUACGUUAACGUUCUGAGAUGCAUCAAAAUCGAAUACAGCAAGUGCAAAACACAUCCUACUGAUAUACAAGGACUUCAACAUCUCAAAAAUGGAAUAAACCCAAAUUCCAUUUCCUCCGGUUCAUGCCUAAGCUCAUGGAACUUUACCGUAGACCCAUGCGAUAAUAUUUUCUCCGACCGGUUCACUUGCGGUUUCCGAUGUGAUCUCAUCGUCUCCGGUUUUUACCGAGUCACUGAAAUCAGCUUAGACCAAGCCGGUUACUCCGGUUCAUUAUGUAUAACCAACCUCCCUCAUCUCGAAGUUUUAGAUAUGUCCUAUAACUUACUCUCCGGUUUAAUCCCACAUUCACUCUCAAACCUAACUCGGCUACGUCGACUCAGUCUUUCGAAAAACUCAUUCACAGGUAAAAUCCCUUCUUCCAUUGGUUCUCUUUUACGUCUUCAAGAACUAUUUCUUGAUAACAAUAAUCUCACCGGUUCAAUCCCUCGAAGUUUCAACGGUUUUGUCAAUUUAAACCGGCUUGAGCUUCAACAUAACAAUAUUACUGGAGAUUUACCUAUUCUCUAUCAGCUCAGAAACCUAUUCUUCUUAGACUUAAGUGAUAACAGAAUCACAGGAAACUUCUUAACGUCACGUUUCUCCAAGUCCAUUAUUGAACUCUCACUACGUAACAAUUAUUUAAACGGCGAGUUCCCGUUAAACGUAGGAGAGUUGAAGUUUCUACAAGUUUUAGAUCUGAGUCAUAAUUUAUUAUCUGGGAUUAUACCGUCGGUGUUAUUUUACCAUUCAUCUCUUCAACAACUCACACUUUCUUACAACAACUUCACGUUAUUGCAAGUGCCAGAAGAUUUAAGGUAUCGAAGUAAUAAGCUUAUAGCUAUUGAUCUGAGUUGUAAUAAUUUGCAUGGCUUCUUGCCGGCUUUCAUGGCGUCAAUGCCGAAGUUGUCGGCUCUGAAUUUGGAGCAUAACAAGUUUUCCGGCAUGAUACCGACACAGUAUGCAGUCAAAGUUGUAGUUCCGAGAAACAAUACGUCGUCGUUUGAGAGAUUGUUGUUGGGCGGGAAUUACUUGUUUGGGCCUAUUCCUGGGCCUCUAUUGGGCCUAAAACCAGGUUCUGUUAAUGUUAGCUUAGUGGAUAAUUGUUUAUAUAUGUGUCCGAAUACGCUAUAUAUUUGUCAUGGUGGGAAUCAGAAAUCUUUCUUGGAUUGUAAGAAGUUUCGACCUAUGAUUCCUUGAGGUUAGUUUUAUUUUUUCAUUUCAAAUUUUGGAUGAGGUUAAUUACUAGUGUUUGAGCAGCAAAAGGUGUUCCUCUUGUCCUAAUUUUGAAUUCAGAGGUAAUAGUCGAUUACUUAGAAACUAUUCGACUUUG